Dinoponera quadriceps is the source of this 1956-nucleotide messenger RNA. RefSeq lists its product as uncharacterized. The coding region runs from base 125 to 1132 and encodes 335 amino acids. The transcript is spliced from 9 exons. The record is from RefSeq and is a predicted model, not a curated record. Lineage: Eukaryota; Metazoa; Arthropoda; Insecta; Hymenoptera; Formicidae.
UGACCCGACGACUGCGCGCGAGCACACACCCUCCCGCCUCGAAGAGCACGACCUCCGUCUUCGAUCCUCGUCCGCUUAGCAGCCGAUUAAUUGCCGAAGCCGAGCACGUACACCCGAGGGAAAGAUGAUCACUAGGCAUCGACGAUACGAUAUCCUGCUCGUGAUAGCGUACAUCUUCGUACAGUUGCCCGAUAAGAUCCACGGCCAUGGCAGAUUAAUGGACCCACCGGCGAGGAACUGCAUGUGGCGAUUCGGCUACCCGAACCCGGUGAAUUACAAUGACAACGAGCUCUUCUGCGGAGGAUACGCAGUGCAUUGGGAGCAAAACAAAGGCAAGUGCGGUCUUUGCGGCGACGCCUAUCAUCUGGCAUCCCCUCGUCCUCACGAAGCCGGCGGCGAGUUUGCCAAUGGAAUUAUAGCUAGGCAUUACCUGGCUGGCCAGGACAUUGACGUAGAGAUCGACCUCACCGCCAAUCAUUUCGGGAGAUUCGAGAUAUACCUUUGUCCCAACAACGAUCCAUCGCGCGAGGCGACGCAGGAGUGCUUCGACUCUUAUCCUUUGUACGUGUCCGGGACGAAGAACGUCCGUUUCGAGAUUCCGCGCGACACAGCGAAGAAAGGGAUCAUACGAUACUCGGUGACCCUACCGCCGUACAUCACCUGUUCGCAUUGCGUGGUGCAAUGGAGUUACUACACAGGAAAUAUGUGGGGCACCUGCGAGAACGGCACGGAAGCCGUCGGAUGCGGCAGGCCGGAGACCUUCCGCAACUGCGCCGACGUGAGGAUCCUGACUAGUACCGGCGGCAUACCGCCGCGUUUCUUAACUCAGAACACCAUCUUUGGGCUCUACUCUUUAAUUCCGAAAUUCCCCAUCACCUCGUUAGUCCGACCGUUGAGGGCUCAAGUGUGCGAGCCUACCGCGGCUUACCGACACAGGCAGAACAUGAGCGAGUGGUGUCAGGUGAAUUGCAUUCGCGUCCCGUCGAAUUGCCCGCCGAGUAUAUGUCACUGUCCAGAGACGUGCGACGCUAUCGGCGACAUCGCCGAGCGACCGGGCGCCGACCAGUACUGCCUGAGACGCUGCAUACGUUAUCCGUCCAAUUGCCCGACCGAUCGUUGCAACUGUUACUGAUCAAUUCCCCGCGAACUGCGACCAUUGACUUUCCGCAUGUAGCGCCUGAAUGUGGAAUAUGUACGUGUACUUUUAUUCUUAAGACCAAUAAAUAUCUCGCCAUAAACGUAAUUUUGGUGCUCGCACGCGCGAGCCCGAGGGAAAAGUUUCGGUUACCUUCUGUAAAUUUCAUGAGAACAUUUAUCUUACCUUAUCGCAUUCGUUCUUCUUCGCCGACCGCCCUGGGAAAUACGCUGAGAACGCGUAAAGUAUAAUACUAACAUAAUAUACGUCCUCCGUGAGAUGAAACGUGAGAGGUAAUUGCGAGUGAGAAGAAUCUCUGCUUUAAUGGCACUAUAAUAUUUAAUGUUAGGACAUUCUAUUGACAGCUUAAAAUUUUUACGCGUAUAUCACAUAUUAUAUACGUAACCAUUAACGUUCCUCUUCCGCCUUACGCACGAUAUAUUAAUCAGUAUGCAACUAUGCUUAACGAAAUGACAGUUCACCAAUUAUACGCCUUCGACCGCCAACGAGAACUUGCAAUUAAUGGAUAUCAGCUGUGAAGCGUACGAAGCUCGUACGUUUUCGCAGCGUUGUAUAUAUAUGUACAUACAUACGUAUAUACACAUGCAUACAUUCACAUGUAUAUGUAUAUAUGUUUAUAUAUAUAUAUAUAUAUAUCUCGUAGAUCUUUUUACUAUAGUUAACACUUUACAAAACUAUAUACACUAAAGCCUUCUUUUUAUCGUCUACCACGUAUUUUAUCGCUACCUAGUAACAUUUUUUUCUUUCUUCUCCUUAUAUAAUAUACUUUUUAUGUAUAUAUAUAUAUAUAUAUGUAUAUG